Messenger RNA from Panicum hallii, 1319 nucleotides. RefSeq lists its product as uncharacterized. The coding region runs from base 254 to 1003 and encodes 249 amino acids. The transcript has 6 exons. The record is from RefSeq and is a predicted model, not a curated record. NCBI's taxonomy places the organism in Eukaryota, Viridiplantae, Streptophyta, Magnoliopsida, Poales, Poaceae.
GCCGCGCCGCCCCGAAAACGCUUCCGUCCCCCAAAAUUCCUCUCCCAGCAACGCAGCAGGAAGCCUUCCUCCCCCCGCGCAACCGCCGACGACUCACACCGGAGCGCGCCGCCGCGAGCUCUUCUUCCCUCUCCCCUCCUCGCUACCGUCGCCCUCCUCUUUGCUGCUGGGCCCCGGAGCGGAGAUCGACCGGUCUGGUUGAUUUCUCCUGUGCUGGGCUUUCAAGGAAGAAAAAGAAGAUUUUUGUUCAGUCAUGGCUUUCCCAACUCCAGCAGCAGUUCUUCUUGAUGAGAACAUGCAUAUACAUAGAGGCAAGAGGUCUGAUGCACCAAGGGCCAAACCACUGAAGCCAUCAGAGAAGAAGCCCGGGCUUCAAGAGCGGAAGGCUCUUCAGGAUGUGUCCAACUUUGCCAACGGCACUGCUCUGAAGGACAGAUCCAUGAAAGAGAGGUCCCAACAGCGGAAGGCUCUUCAGAAUGUGACCAACACAAUUCAAAGCAAGGACAGGCCCACCUUGAAAGAACAGAGGUCUACCUUGAAAGAAAGGUGUACUCUGGGCAAACAUGACGUGAUUAAGAACCCAAUGAAUAUACUAACUGAUGAAGAGAUGAAAAAAUGCCAUGAAUGGGCUAAGGAUGGUGUGGAGGGCGCUCACUUCUAUGAUCAUCAGAAGGCAGAUAAGGAUAUGCAAGACAAACGUGUCAAGAAGAAAGUGGCGAAUGUGAUGUCAGCCUUGGAUGGCUGGUCAAAUAUGGUAUUUGAUCGUGUGAUGUUUCCAGCAAUGGAGGUUGACAAGUUCUUUGAAGAAGAGAAAGGGCUGGAGCUGGAACCAGAGAUUCUCCCAGACAUCAGUUGGGGUCUCUCUCGCUCAGGUGAUAAAGCAAAGCUGGCUGAAGAUUCUUUUACCGAUGAUGAGCUCGACCAGUACCCAUCUCUGGACAACCAUCCGGUUAUGUUUGAGCUGAGAGACGAGCCAGCGAUCCCGCAGCUGGGAGUGUACUGAAGAGUCCGAGGCUGAAAGCUCCGCUUCUGCUGAUUCUUUCGCGGCGGCCGCUUGCUCAGGAGCGGUCCAUGUAGUGUCUAGAAUGCUUGUUGUAGGCCUGAUGUUUCUUCCCCAGCUAUGCUCUGGUGGAUGAGUGAUGUAGGAUUCACAGUUCAGUAGUACUGUAGUACCUGUUGCAGCGGAAGCGACCGCGCUUCCUGUUUGUUAUGCUUUUGCUAAAAGCGUGAAAACACACCUCCCUGGUCCUUGCGGUUUUACAUGACGGUGUGAAUGGUAAAAUUCUGAUGUCUUCAGGAAAAGAAAUUAUAUGAUAUCA